This is a messenger RNA of Spea bombifrons (plains spadefoot toad), 1054 nucleotides long. It is a transcript of the gene ACBD6, whose product is annotated as acyl-CoA binding domain containing 6. The transcript has 8 exons. Bases 175 to 1035 code for a protein of 286 amino acids. Gene Ontology annotation, molecular function: fatty-acyl-CoA binding; protein binding. Lineage: Eukaryota; Metazoa; Chordata; Amphibia; Anura; Pelobatidae. The record is from RefSeq and is a predicted model, not a curated record.
AGACUGCCGUUCAUAGAGACAGUUUUAGUGACAGGCACGAAAGGGGGAGAUGGAUAUGUAAUUGGAGGCUGUUGUCACAGAAAACACGGGCGGUAAUAAACGCAUGAUAGCAUAUAAUAAACACAUGCCAUAGAGCUUUAGGUAGCCCCACAGAGUGCUUUGUUAGUCCCAGCUAUGGCUUCCCUUGAGGUUCUGGAGGAGUUCAGUUCUGGAGAGGCCUGCUCGGGGGGAUGUGAGGACCUCUAUUUGGAGGACGCGGAUGAAGAGGAGCUUCGCUGGCGCUUUGAGCAGGCGGCAGAGCACGUAGAGAAACUGGUGCAUGUGGCUACCAGAGAGCAGCUCCUCUACCUGUAUGCCAGGUACAAGCAGGUAAAAGUAGGAAAAUGCACCACUCCGAAACCUGGAUUUUUUGACUUUGAAGGAAAGCAAAAAUGGGAAGCCUGGAAAGCAUUGGGAGAUUACAACCCUCAGCAGGCUAUGCAAGAAUAUAUCGGCGCUGUCAAAAAGCUGGAUCCUGACUGGAGUCCAAAGGAAUCUGAGGACAAUAUUGAGAAUCGCAAAACCACGUUUGGAGGUCCGGUGGUCAGCUGUCUUUACCAUGCUCAGGAGACCCUCAGGGAGGAAGAUAAGGACAUAUUUGAUUACUGCAGAGAAAAUGAUGUCACUCGUGUAUCAACCUCUUUGGCUUCUGGGGCUGUUGAUGUGUCUAUGAAGGAUGACGAGGGUCGAAGCCUUCUUCACUGGGCUUGUGACAGAGGCCAUGCUGAGCUAGUGUCACUACUCCUGUUCCAUAAUGCUCACAUCAACAUGCAGGAUUUUGAAGGGCAAACACCUCUGCAUUAUGCAGCUGCCUGCGAGUUCCCGGAUAUUGUAGAUCUUCUCCUUGACCAUGGUGCUGACCCUUGCCUUGUAGACAACGACGGUUUUCAGCCACAUGAGGCAACAGACAGCAAGGAAAUCUCUAACAUGCUACAACAACACACUUCCUACGGGGAACACGACAAACCCCCAAGCCUUUCAAAAGCCCCCAAAUAAAGCUCAUCCUGCAAAUUCA